CGAGCCGGGCUCCCUCUGCACCGCAGUCCGCGGCUGCCAAGAGGAGCCGCCGGGCGCUCGCAGGCUCGGCGCGCGCUGCCCGCGGGAGGACCCGGCCGCCGCGCCCCCGCCGCGCCCCGCCGCCGUCCGGAGCCAUGGCCGCGCUCGGCCACCCCGCCGCCUUCGGCCGGGCCACCCACGCCGUGGUGCGGGCGCCGCCCGAGUCCCUGGUCCAGCACGCGCUGAGGCGCGCCAAGGGCGACGAGGUGGAUUUCGCCCGCGCCGAGCGGCAGUACCAGCUCUACGUGGGCGUGCUGGGCAGCAAGCUGGGGCUGCAGGUGGUGGAGCUGCCGGCCGACGAGAGCCUCCCGGACUGCGUGUUCGUGGAGGACGUGGCCGUGGUGUGCGAGGAGACGGCCCUCAUCACCCGCCCCGGGGCGCCGAGCCGGAGGAAGGAGGUUGACAUGAUGAAAGAAGCAUUAGAAAAACUCCAGCUCAAUAUAGUAGAGAUGAAAGAUGAAAAUGCAACCUUAGAUGGUGGGGAUGUCUUAUUCACAGGCAGAGAAUUUUUUGUGGGCCUUUCCAAAAGGACAAAUCAACGAGGUGCUGAAAUCUUGGCUGAUACUUUUAAGGACUAUGCGGUCUCCACUGUCCCUGUGGCUGAUGCUUUGCAUUUGAAGAGUUUCUGCAGCAUGGCUGGGCCUAACCUAAUUGCAAUUGGAUCCAGUGAAUCUGCGCAGAAGGCCCUCAAGAUCAUGCAACAGAUGAGUGACCAUCGCUACGACAAACUCACUGUGCCUGAUGACAUUGCUGCAAACUGUAUAUAUCUAAAUAUCCCCAGCAAAGGCCAUGUCUUGCUACACCGAACCCCGGAAGAGUAUCCGGAAAGUGCAAAGGUUUAUGAAAAGCUGAAGGACCAUAUGCUGAUCCCCGUGAGCCAUUCUGAAAUGGAAAAGGUGGACGGGCUGCUCACCUGCUGCUCCAUUUUAAUUAACAAGAAAGCAGACUCCUGAGUCGCAGUCCCUCCCUCAUAGCUGGCAGCACUGCGCUCACAGGCCGAUAACUGUACCCACUCCUUUCGUUCUCAUUGACAAUCUGCUGUGCCACUGUGCUACUAACUCUGGUUUACGGAAGUUUAAUUCUAAGUUUAAUUGCUUCGUUCUGUACCCUCUCCUCCCUGCCCUCACAGUGGUACCCAAGCUGUGGAUUUGCUAAAUGAAUUAAGCAAUUUAGAAAAUAUAGAGCUAAUGAAUUAUUGAAAUGUGAUUAAUAAUAGUAAGGAAACACUCAUUUUGGUGUUUGUACUAUCAGUGUGAAAUCAUUUAGUUGCCAAUAUAUGCUGAAGUAUGUCUUCUUGAUCAGUCAGAUAAGCUGGGUCUUUUUUUCUCUGUAUCAUUAAUCAUCUUUGGUUCCUGUGAAAUUCCCUGGUCCAUGGAUCCCCCCUUUCCCUCUUUUUUCUUUCUGAACUCUGGAGACUUUCUUUCCAGUUACUUUCCUUUGCCUUUUCCAUUGCUGUCACAGUCACCUUGGCCUUGGGUAAAAUGCAGGGUGAAAUGCCUUCUGGAUAACUUGCUGCAAGUCCACCCUGCCUGCCAUUGGUCUCCUCUCCCUCUUGACAUCUUUUGCCACCACCCCCACUCUCCCCCAGAGGGGCAAAUGGGCCCCCCAGCAGAACUGAACUGUGACCAAAAUCAGAGCGGCUGUUUGGGGGAGAAUUAACUACACAGAGGCACAUCCUGAUGGGGUUUGUUCCAGAAAUCUAAAUUCCAGAAGAAGUAGGGCACCACACCUAGGAAGGUAAAUUUGGCUUCACAUGUUUGCCAGGGGAUCGUAGAUCAAGAAGCUUGGAAACACCCCGUGGGUACAACAUGUUAGAAAGUCUUUAAGUCACAUUCCAUGAAUUUUUGCUUCAUUACUAGCCAUAUCCAGACCUUGGGGAAUAGUCUUAUUUUUUCCUUCAGCUCCUUUCUGUUUUCCCCCAUCAUGACUCACCCUAUUUCCAGCCUUCUAUUCCCUGCAGUUAUCCUGGUCUAGCAAAGUUAUUUCUUUCAAAAUAGACAUCACAUCUAAAAAUGUUUAUUGAUGGUCUAGUGCAAGCCAGAUGGAGCAUGUUCAGGAAGUGAUCAGCUUGGUGCUUGAAACCAACCGCAGAUAAUGAACAGUUCUGCUUUCAAAUAUCCAUGAAUAUUUACUGUGGAAUUCAAUUAAGACUUCUUUCCUCUUUAGCCUUCAAAUUACAUGACCUUAAACUUGCAAAGAACAAUCCCGCAGGGAUGGGAGAGAUCAUUGUCUUCUACUUAAACCUGAAAGAAUCAGCCUUUUAAAGCAAGCCAGGGAAAUGGUACUUUCGAAGGAAUGGUGACUGAUCCAGGCAUGUUAUCAAACUUCCUGGUCAUCUCUACCUUUCCUGUAUUGCCUGUGGCUUGUUUAAGAUUAAGAAUCAGGGAGAUUAAGAAAUACUACUUCAAGCUUUGCUCCGCUCACCUGUGUGUUUGUUGUCAAACAUUUCUUAUGUUUGGUGACCAAGAGAGAAUGAUUUUCAUUAAUUUCAUCUCCCCCUUAGCAAAUGGAAAUGAUAAACGUCUGAGAAAGCCAAGACAUCCUUAACCACUAUCUGCCUUUUUCAUUUAUUUGAUGGUUUUAUGCCAGACUUUGAAGAAAUUCCUUCUCUUCCUUUUUGCUUAACUUUAAAAUUUGUGGGGCUGGCCCAGUGGCACAGCAGUUAAGUUCACACGUUCCACUUUGGUGGCCCAGGGUCUGCCGGUUCGGAUCCCGGGUGCAGA
Messenger RNA from Equus quagga, 2762 nucleotides. RefSeq names its product dimethylarginine dimethylaminohydrolase 1 (gene DDAH1). NCBI's taxonomy places the organism in Eukaryota, Metazoa, Chordata, Mammalia, Perissodactyla, Equidae. The coding region runs from base 135 to 992 and encodes 285 amino acids. The transcript has 6 exons. Gene Ontology annotation, biological process: positive regulation of nitric oxide biosynthetic process; arginine metabolic process. Gene Ontology annotation, molecular function: dimethylargininase activity; amino acid binding. The record is from RefSeq and is a predicted model, not a curated record.